AUGAGCGCCCAUCUAAAAGACAAAGAAAAAGGCUUUCCAUUUGCGCCUCUAUUGGAAGGCGAAGAAGACAUAGAAUCUGUCAAGCUGCGAUAUAGCUUAUUCCAAGAAUUCUGGGCCCGCCAGGAGCAACAAAUUCAGGGGAUACUCCGUGACGUAGACUCGGAGAUUUUAGGCAAUGUUUCUACGUUCCUAGAGCAUAGCUCACCCGACAACUAUGACGGGCGUAUCCCUACCGGAUUAAUUACUCUGGGUUCCAAUAUUUCAUCGAUGGGACGAUUAUUAGAUCGGCUACGCGAACAAAUACAAUCCAGAACGACUGGACUGGUGGUUACGCUGGAUUCUGGAAAUGCUUCCAACCUCAAAAAUAUUCUGAAGCAGAUCAUUCGAUCUGGUACAAAUAUAAUAAAUGGUGUGGAUAAGGAUGGGGACCAAGUUGGCCCAAAGCCUCUUGCUUAUGACCUAAAUAUUCUGCAUGGCUAUGUAAAAGAGAAUGCGAUUAGGAAAGUGGUAAUUGCUUUUCGAGACAGUGAAGCCUGGGACCAUGGAUUAUUGGGGGACCUAAUAUCAUUACUCAGUUCCUGGCUUGAUCGAAUCCCCUUCGUUCUUCUCUUCGGUAUUGCAACUUCUGUCGAGCUCUUUGAGGCCAGACUUCCGAGAUCCCUGGUAAAUCUACUCCAAGGCUGCCGAUUUGACAUUCGGGACCCUGGUGAUUCCGUAAACCGAAUCUACACGACUCUCCAAACGUGUCAGAAAAGCGCUCUAUGGUUGGGUCAUAACGUGAGCAGAAUUCUUUUUGAAAAGUUCAGAGACCAUUUUCAGAGUCCGGAAGGCUUCGCGAAUGGAAUUAAGACAUAUCCAUACUUUGCUCGAUGA
Molecule: messenger RNA, 873 nt
Organism: Histoplasma mississippiense
Lineage: Eukaryota; Fungi; Ascomycota; Eurotiomycetes; Onygenales; Ajellomycetaceae
Exons: 7
Coding region: 1-873 (290 amino acids)
Biological process (GO): DNA replication initiation; DNA replication
Cellular component (GO): nuclear pre-replicative complex; nuclear origin of replication recognition complex; DNA replication preinitiation complex
Molecular function (GO): DNA replication origin binding
Source: RefSeq, a predicted model, not a curated record